AUGUCAUCAGUAUUUUCAACAGGUUUUAAAGGUUUAUUAGCCGGAUCAUUAGUAACUCCAAUAGUUACAAAAUAUGUUAUAUCACCAUUAUAUUUUGAUCCUCAAAUUAUGAAAGAAAUUCAUUAUAUUCAACAAGAAAUGGAAUUUGUUGGUUGGAAUGUUAGACAUUUACAAGAACAAAAAGGUUUUAAAGAAGAUGAAUUAUAUACUCCUAAUACUUUUUAUGCUCAAUCAAGUUCUCAUCAUUAA
This is a messenger RNA of Lodderomyces jiufengensis, 249 nucleotides long. RefSeq lists its product as uncharacterized. The transcript has a single exon. The record is from RefSeq and is a predicted model, not a curated record. Bases 1 to 249 code for a protein of 82 amino acids. Lineage: Eukaryota; Fungi; Ascomycota; Pichiomycetes; Serinales; Debaryomycetaceae.